This is a messenger RNA of Colletotrichum truncatum, 2262 nucleotides long. RefSeq names its product DFDF domain-containing protein. Gene Ontology annotation, cellular component: P-body. Gene Ontology annotation, biological process: P-body assembly; deadenylation-independent decapping of nuclear-transcribed mRNA. Lineage: Eukaryota; Fungi; Ascomycota; Sordariomycetes; Glomerellales; Glomerellaceae. Gene Ontology annotation, molecular function: mRNA binding. The record is from RefSeq and is a predicted model, not a curated record.
AUGGAGUUCAUCGGCCUGCAAAUGCUGGUGACGCUACGGCAGCCUGAGGGCACCAUGCUGAAAGGCACUGUUAGUGAAAUACAAGCUGGCGCCAGCCUUACUUUGGCGAACGUCUUCACCGUAGGCACAAACCACUGGAUCCCCAGAAUUAUGAUCGAUGCUGCCAACAUCCUUGAACUUUCCGAGUUCAAAGACGACGCUGCGCCUAAUACCUUUACGGCGCCGGGCGUCAGUCCUGUUCCUGCUCCUGUGGUCAACCAACCCGCGCAGCCGGCCUUCGCCGACCCCGCGAUUCUCAGUAUGGGAAAAAGGCCUGGCUCUGGCGUGAGAAGCGGUAGCGAGAGCCAACUCCUACCGGAAGUAAUAUCUCAGUCGAGCGCGGGCCUGGCGAGGGACCCUCAACCAGGGCAGCCCGGGGUCCUGGCUGCCGCACACCUGCUAGGAGGACCGAAGAACGACGAUCCAAGCCAAAGCAUCAGCGAGACUUUACAGGAACUGUACGUGGACGAGCCAACGCCUACAGCCACAAGGCAAUACGCCGUUGACGAUGACGCGGUAGCACAAAAUGCACACGAAAUACAAGGCCCGUCGCAAAAGAAGAAGAAUAGGCGACGAGAGAAGGCGAAGGCCUCGAAGAAUGGCAUUUCCGAGGAGCUUGUCCAGGAAAGUACGCCAACCCGUGGUAAUCCAUCCAAUCGCGGCAAGGGCUGGAGACAGACACCGAUAUUGCAGAGCUCUCCCUCAUUCCAACCCUUCAACUCCCUUAAGCGGGGAGUUAAGGGUAAAAAGGAUCUUCCUGAAAACGGAUGGGCAUCUGAAGAUGUUACAGAGGAAAUGGGUGAGUUUGACUUCGAAGGCAGUCUUGCCAAGUUCGACAAGCGUACCAUCUUCGACCAGAUGCGCAAGGAAGACUUGGUAGAUGAGGCGGACAGGCUGGUAUCACACAACCGCAAGCCUAAGCCAGGAACUGCAGGCGGCAAAAACUUGCACUACACAGAGAAUGUGCUCGAUUUGCCCCCCGCGGCGUCAAAGGCGAACCAGGACUUCUGGAAUAGCGAAGCCGACGACGCUGUGAAUGGAGCUGACCGACUAAGUGGCCGUGAUGCCCGUAGUGCUCAGGGUAAUCGGAGAGCCGAGAGCAAGCCAGGGGCUGCAAGGAGGUCGCAAUCUCGCAAAGCGAGUGCGCAACUCACCAGUCAGCCACUGAAUCGUGUUAACUCCAGCGUACGUCUGAAUAGACAAUCCCAAGCGUUGCUUCGUCAGAAUAGUUCACAAAGUAUUCCUGGUACUAACUCUCUGCAGCAUGGUACUCAACCCGGCUUCUAUCUCUUGCCAUCAAAUCGACGCCUAGAAACCGUCUCCGCCCUGCAGAUGCUCAACCUGGAGAACAUUGCGGCCAACGAGAUUGGGCUGACGGAGGACAUGAUGACCGAGAACGCCGGGCGAGGCAUCGCAGAAGUGACCUUAAGGGCAUUGGAAGAUCCAGCGAUUCAGGUUCGUCUCGGGACCGGCGGGGCCAACGCUCCCAGCGACAAUCCAGUUGCUGCUGCUACUAUCGUUAUACUUGCCGGCAACAACAAGUCUGGUAUCAGAGCGAUUGCCGCGGCUCGCCAUCUUCGCAACAAGGGCCUCAAUAUUCUGGUCUGUGUGGUUGGCAUUGAGCGCGAGCGGGAUCUACUUGAGGAUAUGCGGCAACAAAUCCGAAUUUUCAAAAACUUCGGAGGCCGCGUCCACAACAAACUAGAACUUUUCGAGCAGCUACGCAAGUCAUCCUCGAAUCCGGCGACCUCGGUGACGCUUAUCAUCGACGCCCUGUUGGGUUUGGCAAUCUCCUUCGAGGAGUUGCGGACUGGCGACCAAGCUACCGUCUACGAGUUGAUCGAAUGGGCCAACCGCAACGAAGCCUUUGUGCUUGCACUCGACGUUCCAACUGGUAUUGAUCCGUCGACUGGUAAGGUUAGCAUCAUCGACGGCGGUCGUCUGUAUGUCAAGCCACGAUACGUUGUUGCAAUGGGUGCACCAAAGAAGGGAUUACUUGAAGCAAUGGCACCUGUCUCGGAAUCGGAUCCGGCCAGUAUCCGAAACUCUGAGGCGGAAGGCGCUGUCACCGAGGACGAGGAUUGGAAGCUGUUCAUUGCCGACAUGGGUCUCGGUGCCGCCGUCUGGAAGAAAGCAGGCACUAAAAUCCGAAGAGGCAUUGACUUUGACAAUAAAUGGGUGCUGCAGAUGCGUUAUCAGCCGAUUGUAGUUGAGGAGGAGUAA